Puntigrus tetrazona (Sumatra barb) is the source of this 2017-nucleotide messenger RNA. RefSeq names its product mitochondrial folate transporter/carrier-like. Gene Ontology annotation, cellular component: mitochondrion. Bases 295 to 1269 code for a protein of 324 amino acids. The record is from RefSeq and is a predicted model, not a curated record. Gene Ontology annotation, biological process: folate import into mitochondrion; nucleotide transport. NCBI's taxonomy places the organism in Eukaryota, Metazoa, Chordata, Actinopteri, Cypriniformes, Cyprinidae. The transcript is spliced from 7 exons. Gene Ontology annotation, molecular function: folic acid transmembrane transporter activity; FAD transmembrane transporter activity.
ACAGGCGAUGGGGAUUGGCUGCUGCGACGCACGUCGCCCCGCCCACCGAGCCGCGUCACCACGCACCGUUAUUUACCUUCUUCUCCAGCCUCGGAGAGAAGCGGAGGUCAGACGAGGAGUCGCGCUAAAGAAUGGCCCAGCGGUGGCUGCUGCAUCUAACAGGGGCACUGAUUACUUAACGUUUAGAUGUAUAUAUUUUAAACGGGGUUCGCGCGCCGCCGCCUGCCUUGCCGAAGCGCCUCGCGCCGCCUCUCGUCGCCGCUCAGGGAGUCCGUCUCCAGCACGUAAACAAACAUGACCGCUACCGUUUCCAGGCAGAGACACGCUGCGGUCGCCGCAGACUCCCCUGGCUCGUCGUUUUCCCUCACCGCGAGCCUCGUGCGACUCGCCAAACACAUCAAAUAUGAAAAUCUUGCCGCUGGACUUAGUGGGGGGGUUAUUUCCACGAUGGUGUUACACCCCCUGGAUCUGAUCAAAAUCAGGUUCGCAGUGAGUGAUGGUCUGAAAAUGCGACCCCAGUACGACGGCAUGGUGCACUGCAUGAAGACUAUCUGGAAGCUGGAAGGGAUUAGAGGUCUCUAUCAGGGUGUGACCCCCAACAUCUGGGGGGCCGGGGCAUCGUGGGGCCUGUACUUCCUCUUUUAUAAUGCUAUUAAAGCGUACACGCAGGAGGGACGGCAAACAGAGCUGAGCGCCGCCGAACACCUGGUGUCUGCAGCCGAGGCAGGCAUGCUGACGCUUUGCCUCACCAACCCAGUCUGGGUGACAAAGACCCGGCUGGUGCUGCAGUACAAUGCAGACCCUUCACGGAAGCAGUACAAGGGAAUGAUGGACGCCCUCGUGAAAAUAUACCGUCACGAGGGUAUCCCGGGACUCUACAGGGGUUUCGUGCCCGGGCUGGUGGGGACUUCCCAUGCUGCUUUGCAGUUCAUGACCUACGAGGGGCUGAAAAGAGAGCAGAACAAAUACAAGAAGAUGCCGUCUGAAUCGCUGCUGUCUCCGUUGGAAUACAUCGCCAUGGCAGCCAUUUCCAAAAUCUUUGCGGUAGCAGUGACCUACCCGUACCAGGUGGUGCGCGCUCGCCUGCAGGACCAGCACAACAACUACAGCGGCAUCGUGGACGUCAUCCGGAGGACCUGGAGCAACGAGGGGGUCGAGGGCUUUUACAAAGGCAUGGUCCCAAACCUGGUGCGAGUCAUUCCAGCGUGCUGCAUCACCUUUCUGGUGUUCGAAAAUGUGUCGCGCUUACUUUUGGGCGAGUAUCACUAAAGCUUCACACCAAACCCCACAAACGACUACGGACCAACUCAGCGCAAUAUUACCAGGACUGUGUGUGUGUGUGUGUGUGUGUGUGUGUGAGUGUGUGUGUGUGUGAGUGUGUGUGUGUGUGAGUGUGUGAGAGUGUGUGAGAGUGUGUGUGUGAGUGAGUGUGUGAGAGUGUGUGUGUGUGAGAGACGAGCAGGAAUACCAAACAUUUCCUGUUUAACUCUGGACAGGACACAAAUGCAGACGAAACUAGCAUUUAGCGUGUGCACUGAAUCAACAGAAGAAACUACUAUAUAUAUAUAUAUAGCUGUUUGAAUGGAUUUCAAGUUGUCCGGUGGGCGGAAAAGUGGAUUCAAGCCAUCCUCGUGACGAUGCAACCGAACUCAGUAUUCACCAAACACAGAUGUUUGUCUUUUUUUACGAUACUUUCACCAAACAGCUGCUAUAUUUGCUGAGCUCUGCGAGCGAGCGAGCGAAGCCACUCAGCAGAUCUCGGCCGGCUGGGCAUGCUCAGGAAAUGAUGUCACGCUGCAGGAUAAUGGCGCACAGGCCCGGAGAAAGUGAUACUUCAGCGGGGCACGGGAGCAGAUUUUAAGCAGAUGUGUGCAGAGGACGUCUCCUGGAAGAGAGAGUUAACUGAGAUGCUGUUGUGUUUGUAAAUAUAUCAGUGUGCUGUUGUCAGUGACGCACAAAGAACAGCUGUACGUAGAAGCCAUUUUUACACAUCUAAUAAAGAAAUACAUGUAACCGA